This is a messenger RNA of Mercurialis annua (annual mercury), 2013 nucleotides long. RefSeq lists its product as uncharacterized. The coding region runs from base 60 to 1157 and encodes 365 amino acids. The transcript is spliced from 6 exons. Lineage: Eukaryota; Viridiplantae; Streptophyta; Magnoliopsida; Malpighiales; Euphorbiaceae. Gene Ontology annotation, cellular component: nucleus. The record is from RefSeq and is a predicted model, not a curated record.
UGUGUUGAAAUAAUAAAAAUAAAAUAUAUGUGAAGAGAGAUAGAGAGAGAGAGAGAGCGAUGGUGUCGGACCAGGAAAUAGCGAAAGGCGUAGAGAGUGUUCUCCGUCAAUCAACCCCAAACUCCGUCACCUCCUUUGACGCUUUCGUCCAACUCCUCGAAGCUAAAUUAGGGUUAAACCUUUCCCACAAAUCCGCUUUUAUUCGUGACCAUAUUACCCUUCUCCUCCGCUCCCACCCAACCACCACCACCGCCACCGCCGCUGCCGCUGCUUCCCAUCAACCACCACAACCGCAGCUUCACCUUUCUCAGAAAGACCAUUUUGCCCUCCACCAUCCUCCCCAUUAUCCUCAUCCUCACUUUCAGCAUUUUCCUCCCCAUUUUGCCCUUCAUCCUCUCCCCUACUCCCAGCCCCACCACGUCUUCUCUCAGGACCUUAACUUCCGCCAGCCACAAGUGCCGCUUCAGCAGCAGCAGAGACAACAGCCACCGCCUCUUGUGAAAAACGAGGUCGUUUCUCAAAAUGCGAGGCCUGUACCAUCUGAAUCGCCCAAGGAAAGUGCUCCUGUUACAGCCAAAAGAAGAGGUGGCCCAGGUGGGUUGAACAAAGUUUGUGGCGUUUCUCCUGAACUUCAAGCUGUUGUGGGUGAGCCAGCCUUGCCGAGGACUGAGAUUGUGAAGCAGUUAUGGCAAUACAUAAGGAAAAACAACCUUCAAGAUCCAAGCAACAAGAGAAAGAUAAUUUGUGACGACGCAUUGCGAAUAGUUUUUGAGACAGACUGUACUGACAUGUUCAAGAUGAAUAAGCUGCUAUCUAAACAUAUUAUCACACUUGAACCUACAAAGGAAUCUUCACAAGCUAAACGAGUUAAGUUGGAUGUCGAAUCGGCAAAUCCUAAUACUGAACCUACUCCAUCAGUAAAAGUGAUUUCCGAACCACUUGCAAAAUUUUUGGAGACUGGAGAAAGGGAGAUGACCCAGUUAGAGGCAUCUAGGCGUGUUUGGGAGUACAUCAAACUUAACAGAUUAGAGGAUCCACUAAACUCAAUGGUGAUAUUGUGUGAUUCAAAGCUCCACGAGCUUCUUGGAUGUGAAAGCAUAUCUGCAGUGGGGGUAGAAGAGAUGUUAGCACUUCAUCAUUUGUUCAAGCGGUCAUGAUGUUUGGCGAUGAUGAGUGGGUCUGUAAUUGAAUGGAAUAGGUCGCAUUGCACAUAUGAGUGUGUUGUUUUAAAAUACUCCACCAUUUAGAGCAUAGUUAUCAGGCGCGCCUCAGGCGAGAGGCGACUCAGGCGAUGGCCGAGCCGCCUCAACUGCCCAAAGGCGGGCGAUGUCACAAAGGCGCGCGCCUCAAUCGCCUCAGGCGAGAGGCCAGAGGCGCGCGCCUCUGUGACCUCUGUUACCCAGACACUUCAAGAAAAAAAAAACAGAUGAAAAAGAGAAUGAAGGAAGAAGAAGAAGAAGUGCGGCGCUGCUAUGUCUAGGGUUUGGGAAGUUGGAAUAGGCUAGGGAAAGAGAAUAGAGGUUCCUUAAUGUCUUAUUGGGCCUCCUUUAGCCAGCCCAAGACCAAUAUUAUACAUUUAAAGGCUUUAGUCUAUAAUAAAUGGGUUGUUUUUAACAUCAAUAAUGGUUAAGUUUUCAAAUGACUCUUCUUUUUAACAAAAAAGGUCAAUUUAGCCUUUUAAAUGUAAAUUAAAAAUAUUUUUAAGUCCAGAAAAUAAAAUUUAUAUUUGAACUUUUAAAAAAUAUAUAUAUAUAUAUAUAUAUUUAUAUUAGUUGGUCUCCUUAUUUCCAAAAGGCUUUCGCCUCACGCCUUGCGCCUCAGGCUUUGGGACCCUCGUCGCCUCGGGUCGCCUAACGCCUUUAAUAACUAUGAUUUAGAGCUUGUAAACUUGAUAUGAUGAAUGUUCGUGCAAUGUAUUCCUUUUUGUCUAUCUAAUUACCGCCUUUUCUGUUUGUAUACCUACUGAAUUUUUUGGUUCAUAUUGAAUUGGAAGGCACCGGGUGCUGUUCUUCA